Messenger RNA from Pipistrellus kuhlii (Kuhl's pipistrelle), 2102 nucleotides. Its product is annotated as L-threonine 3-dehydrogenase, mitochondrial-like. The record is from RefSeq and is a predicted model, not a curated record. Lineage: Eukaryota; Metazoa; Chordata; Mammalia; Chiroptera; Vespertilionidae. Gene Ontology annotation, biological process: L-threonine catabolic process. Gene Ontology annotation, molecular function: L-threonine 3-dehydrogenase activity. The transcript has 8 exons. The coding region runs from base 16 to 1140 and encodes 374 amino acids.
AGGGUAUUUGAGAAAAUGCCGGUCCUUAGGAUGCUGCAGCGAGUUAUGGGCCAGAUGCUGCAGAGCCCUGCCGGUGGCUACAGAGCAGCUUUCCUGCCUGGCCGGGUCCUGGGCACCUCCUCUUGGCACAUUCCAGCAGAUGCCAACUUCCACUCUGGGUCUCUAUCUGGAACAGACCGGCCACCACGGGUCUUAAUUACAGGGGGUCUUGGCCAGCUUGGAGUGGGGCUUGCUACCUUAUUAAGGGAACACUUUGGGACGGACAAUGUGAUUUUGACUGACAUAAGAAAACCCUCCGACCAGGUGUUCCAUAGUGGCCCAUUUAUUUAUUCCGACGUUCUGGAUUACAAGAAUCUCCGAGAGAUAGUGGUAAAUCACCGCAUCACCUGGUUGAUUCACUAUGGCGCUUUGCUCAGUGCGGUCGGAGAAACAAACGUAUCCUUGGCAAAAGCAGUAAAUAUCACUGGAUUACAUAAUGUUCUGGACAUCGCCUUGGAACACAAUUUGCGAUUGUUUGUGCCCAGCACGAUCGGAGCUUUCGGACCUACUUCUCCCCGGGACCCAACCCCUGAUCUCUGCAUUCAGAGACCCAGGACGAUCUACGGGGUCUCCAAGGUCCACGCCGAGCUCAUGGGGGAGUAUUAUUAUUACCGGUAUGGGUUAGAUUUCCGAUGCCUGAGAUAUCCUGGCAUCAUUUCGGCUGACUCUGAACCUGGAGGAGGGACAACUGACUAUGCAGUCCAGAUUUUCCACGAUGCCAUAAAGGAUGGCAAGUAUGAGUGCUACCUGAAACCCAGCACAAGGCUCCCAAUGAUGUACAUUGAUGACUGCCUCAGGGCCACCCUGGAAGUCAUGGAGGCCCCGGCAGAGUCCCUCUCUCUUCGGACCUACAACAUCAAUGCCAUGAGCUUCUGCCCCGAAGAGCUGGCCCAGGAGGUUCUUAAGCACAUGCCGGAAUUCCAGAUCACGUACAAAGUGGAUUCUGUUCGACAGGCCAUAGCGGAGAGUUGGCCGAUGAAAUUCGAUGACAGCAAUGCUCGUAAGGACUGGGGAUGGAAACAUGAUUUUGACCUUCCAGAGCUGGUGACCACAAUGUUGAGCUUCCUUGAUCCCGAAAGUAGAGUUGCCCAAGCAAACUGAAUGACUCAGAAAGAAGAGCUUGUGUAUCAUGGACAGCUCUCCAGGGAAAAAUGUAAUGACCCCAAAGUCAUAGAUACCAAACACCAAGAGUAUCCAGAGUCGAGGCCUAAUUAAACUAAAUUUUAGCAGUUCUUAUUGAAUUGCUGGAUGGAGAAUCGAGUUGGCUUUAGCAUUUUCAAAAUGCUGUUCUGGUGGUAGAACUUCUAACUCUUUGCUGUGUGCCUAACUUGUCCAAACACUCAUAUUCCAGAAUGAAGACUUAGGUCACAAUAAUUUCCAUGUCCUUAAAUAAGAUGAAAUGACUAUUUCUGGGAAGGUGGAGGUUAUAUGACACUUUGUGUUGGAUUAAAUUCAAUUUAAAUAUCACUUCUAAGUCUCUAUUCUCUUGACUAGAGACAAAAGAUUGUAUUUUAAAGACUAUAUAUAUCAAAGAUGAUCCCCUAUUUAAAAGUACUCUUUACAUCUUAUCAGAAUAUAAAACAUGUUUGAUAUGUUUAUUAAUCCCAUGUUCGUAGUGUUCAAAAGAUUUUAACGCUUCUUCAAAAAUUAUCACUUCUCAUAUAUUCUUCUGUAAGAAGGUGUAUCUGUAGGAAAUUAAGGUUAGCAAAGACGAUAUAAGUAGGGAAGGGUAGUGCCUCUCUUAUUUUGAUUGCCUUCCUGUUGGUGAGCUAAGUGGUGAUCAGCAGGAGUAUAAUUCCCUUACCUGGCAAUGUCUGCCUCCCAGAGGAGCUUAUCUAAAUAUUCAGGUUUCUGGGCUCACCUCUUCAAGUUGACUCAAAUGGGAAUGGCCAUCUAAGUGCCGUCAGUUGUCUUAUUGCAGCUCAAGUCCACUAGUUUAUACCAAUUCCAAACACUAUUUUCUGAGAACUUUUUUGUUACAGUCUUUGUUUUAUGCACUCUUAGAUUGAGACUUCAGAAGAGCUACUCUGAAACCAUUCUAGAUAAUAAAACCCUAAUGUGCA